CCAAUGUCCACAGAAAAUUCCCGGACGAAGGGGAGUACCUAAUGAAUCUGGUUACCAUAUGCCCUGCUAUUCAGCUUCACUGAAAACCAUCUUCACUAUUGUCUACUCACAUUCUAACUCGUGACAUUCAGCGUUUUCUCUGAAGAACAGAACUUCACCAACUCCAACUAGGCUACGACAGUCAUAUAUUAUAAUUAUCGCUUCCAAUGUCAGAAUCUGCGGUUGGCCCGGAUACCACCAAUUCUGCGGCAACACAGGGACAAGAUGGUGCUCCGCAAGCACAUCAGAACGGUACUCAAUGGAUCUGACAUUCACUAUGCUCUUUUAAUCAAAUGCAUUGAGUUAUCAUCUUUACAACUAUUGUCUACUUACAUUUUAAUUCGUGCUGUUAAAAAUCUUCUCUGAAGGACGAACAAUAAAUUUCUCCAAUGAGUCGAAGCAAUUUCGAAGAUCACGCCAGCACCAAAAAUCUCAAUUUCAGGACGGAAGACGUGCGUAUUGAUGUGAGAAGCAAGACCAUUAUCAGUAUUUGGUGGCGCCACGCUGGGAACCCGGGACCGCGAGAGGGAAAAGUGUGGCGCUGGGAGAGCGCGGCAUGACACUAGAACAUGGGGACACCAAGAACAAUAAGAAAAAUUAAAGGUUGAGUGUCGUGCUCAAGAAUCAAAGAAGGAGAAAACCGCGUUUGAAUGAUUAUAGUUUCCACUUACAACUUACUGCUG
Amoebophrya sp. A25 is the source of this 722-nucleotide messenger RNA. Lineage: Eukaryota; Dinophyceae; Syndiniales; Amoebophryaceae. The record is from the annotation of a GenBank genome assembly.